Molecule: messenger RNA, 1440 nt
Organism: Rhizoctonia solani
Lineage: Eukaryota; Fungi; Basidiomycota; Agaricomycetes; Cantharellales; Ceratobasidiaceae
Product: major facilitator superfamily transporter
Exons: 9
Coding region: 1-1440 (479 amino acids)
Biological process (GO): transmembrane transport
Cellular component (GO): fungal-type vacuole membrane
Molecular function (GO): transmembrane transporter activity
Source: RefSeq, a predicted model, not a curated record
AUGAGCAGACUACCUCAAGAGAUAGAGCUGGGAACACUAGGAGGACCUGGGCUACCUUCGAAGUCCAGUCUUCCCUCGCAAGCUAACCUGGCUCCUUCAGACAGAGCGGAGAAUAUUUCGAGUUCCUCUUUCAAUAAUGUUUCCCCGGAAGAAAUUUCCCUGGGCGCAGCUCGUUCGGAGCUUCUUCCUGUCGAUGUAGGCUUUGGUGCUUGGUCUUUUGUUGCCUCUGCAUUCCUUUUGGAUACUAUCAUAUGGGGAUUUGGUUUCACAUAUGGUGUAUUUCAGGAGUAUUUUAUUCGCGACAAAUCAUUUGGAGAUGCUUCUGAGGCGGCAUUAGGAGCUGUGGGUACUGUAGCACUUGGUCUGCAGUACUGUUCGGCAUUGUUUGUUAUAUUGGCCGCGCAGCAAUGGCGCCAUAGAAUACCGUUGAUGAUGUGGACUUGUCUCGGCAUAUGCGUUGCAAGUCUGUUGGCCGCCAGCUUUACCAACAAGAUAUGGCAAUUAAUUCUCGUUCAAGGUGUUUGUUUUGGUAUAGGUGGCGGUGGGCUUUAUGCCCCAGUAAUUGUCUACUUGCCAGAGUGGUUUUCAGCACGCAAAGGACUAGCAGCAGCAAUAAUAUUCGGCGGAGCUGGAGCUGGGGGAACUAUCUACCCAUUAGCAACUAAUUACUUGCUUGAGAAUCUGGGCUUUAGAUGGACGUUUCGUAUCUGGGCAGCAUUUACCCUAGUACUCUGUACUAUUUCCUUAUUGUUCAUGAAGCCUCGCCUUCCUACCAAUCGUCCUUCCGGUGUAAGGCGUAUGGGCUUAUUUUCGAUGAUCAAACGCCAGCAUUGGUCAUUUCUGUACAGCCCACUGUUCCUAUGCAUAUCUAUUACUUCUUUCGUACAAGCACUAGCAUACUUCCCUGUCUCUCUCUAUAUGUCUGUCUAUACAACCUCUCUUGGUCUUCCUCCGGUCAAUGGGACUAUCGUAGUCGCUGUUUUCAACCUGGCAGCCGUAAUUGGACAAGUGCUUUUCGGGCACUUUUGCGACGUCGCACCCUAUCCGUAUGUGAUAAUCAUUUCUGGGGCUGGGGCGUCUGUGUCAGCGUACCUCUUAUGGGGUUUUGCGCACAACUUGGGCCUGAUCUUUGCAUUUGUGAUAGUAUUCGGUCUAAUGAGUGGCGGGUUCACUUCCAUUUGGCCAGCCGCUGUUACAGAUAUCGUUGGUCCCGAACAUCAAGCUACAGUUCCGAAUGUAUUUGGGAUAUUAGGUGUUUGGAAGGGAGUUGCAGCUAUAAUCGGACCGGUUGUUGCUGCCGCCUUGCAUCAUCCUCACGAAUCGGCCGUCAGGACCGCAUAUAGUGGCUACGGUUUCCGAGAUGUAACGUUGUUCGUGGGGAGUAUGAUGCUUGCUACUGCAGCUGGCGGAGUUUCUUCAAAGUUCUUGUCUCGACGUUAA